This is a messenger RNA of Bursaphelenchus xylophilus (pine wood nematode), 1605 nucleotides long. NCBI's taxonomy places the organism in Eukaryota, Metazoa, Nematoda, Chromadorea, Rhabditida, Aphelenchoididae. The record is from the annotation of a GenBank genome assembly.
AUGGGCCCAUUCCCCGUUGUUUUAUUCAUCCCUCUGGCUUUAUGUCUCGGAGGAUUGCCCGAGGAACGUAUGACCACGGUAAGGCGUUCAGUAUAUGUUAUUAGAAUAGGUGGUGUAGUAUAACAAAUAGUAUAUGAAUAAAUGAGUUUUCAGAGUCAAAUCGUCGACUUCUAUGGUUACCCUAUUGAGGAAUUUGAGUCUCAGACAGAAGACGGAUACAUCCUCAAACUUCAGCGAAUUCCCUUCGGCAAGACGCCCCGAGGCCUCAGUACUGUAAGCAGAAUUAUAAUAUUUACCCGUUUAGUCCUCCAAGCCCGUGGUCUUCUUUCAACAUGGGUUUAUUGCGUCUUCGGCUGAUUGGGUCACCAAUCUUCCCCAUCAAUCAGCUGCUUUCGUCUUCGCUGAUGCUGGAUUCGAUGUUUGGAUGGGAAAUGUGCGAGGGAAUGUAUACUCAAGAGGUCAUGUUAAUAAAACAAAACAUUUUUGGGAGUUCUCGUGGGAUGAGUUUGCUAAAUAUGAUCUGCCAGCCAUGAUCGACACAGUCUUAAAUAUCACUGGAGAUGAUUCUUUGUAUUAUAUUGGACAUUCUCAAGGGACCGAGAUCAUGUUUGCAAAAUUGGCGGAGGACCCUGGAUUCGGAAAGAAGGUGAGUGGGGCUUCCUAUUACUUGGUAGGAUAUCGUCGAUACCCUUGUUAUAAUAGUUUAUUUUUCUGAUAAAAAAGUUCUUCGCGUUGGCUCCCGUGGCUACAGUAUCCAAUCUCCAUGGGUUUUUGUCUUAUAUGGGUAGAUUUUUUGGAAAGGAUAUUUCUGUAAGUUAAAAAUACCGUAACAAGGUGUUUUAGAAGUUUUUUGAAUUUUUUGGAAGUUAUGAAUUUUUGCCAAACAACUUUUUGACCAAACUUUUCGCGGAAAUUACUUGUGGAUGGAAGUUUACAAAUCCGUUGUGUGACAAUGUUUUGUUUCAAAUCGGAGGUCCGGAGAGCAACCAGUUCAACACUGUGAGUAUAAAUUCAAAAUACGUCUUAUUCAUCAAGCGUGAACAACUUUUAAAUUUUCCUUCAGACCCGGUUGAUGGUUUAUAUGAAGCACACUCCAGCUGGGACCUCUACUCAAAACUUUGUGCACUGGGUCCAAUUGACUCAGACCAACAGGACCCUGAAGUACGACUAUGGAAGUGCAGCGGAGAAUGAGAAACAUUAUGGACAGGUAUGAUUGCAUAUAUUGGAGUAUAUAGAGUAAUCAAAUUUUUUAUCGAGUAUAUACAUAUUCCAUUAGCCCACGCCACCGGAAUACGACUUAACUCGAGUUCAGACCCCUGUCUAUCUGUAUUACAGUCCCUCUGAUUGGAUAGCUGAUGAAAAUGAUGUCAAGGUAGGGAAAUUGAUGAUAAUUAGAGCAAUAUUGAAGUCAACUGCCAAUAAAAAAAAUUUUUUUAGACCGCGAUUCUUGACAAGAUCCAUCCCCAAUAUCUGAAGAGGGUAAAGCCAAUGGAAGAUUUUAAUCAUUUUGACUUUAUCUGGGGUUUAAAUGCCCGCAAAUUGGUAUACGACGAGAUCAUCAAAACUUGCAUGGGACAUUAUAUUCGAACCAAAAAUCAUUUCUAA